AGCCGGGGCCCCACGCAGGUCUUGUCUUCUUCUGGCUGCAGGUGCCUUUGGGUCUCAUCUCUGACCUCAGGGAGCCUGGAUUCUGAGGGAAUGGCCUCUGGGAUUAGCCAAGCCCCAGCCCAGGGGUUGGUGACAUUCAAGGAUGUUGCUGUGGACUUUACCCAGGAGGAGUGGGGCCUCUUGGACCAUUCUCAGAAGGAUUUGUAUAAGGGAGUCAUGCUGGAAAAUGCCUGGAACCUGCUCUCCCUGGCCUCAAAAUUAAUGCUGUGGAAUCUAUCCUUCGGGAGUCCUGGGAACCACCCUGGAGUCCUUGCUUGCAUGCCCUCGUGGAAGUCAGGAAUGCCUGAGCCUGACUGAGAAAUAGAAUUUGGACUAACUAGGUUGAGUUUGCCAGCAGGACACUCUUCCCCCAAGGAGGUAAACACCCCUGAAUGAACAGUACGGAAGGUUUAUAUAGGGGUCAGGGAUGAGGAGCCAGGAUGAGGACUGGGCAAAGGCUGAUUCCUCAAGGUCCCAG
This is a messenger RNA of Trichosurus vulpecula (common brushtail), 517 nucleotides long. RefSeq names its product putative protein ZNF720. The record is from RefSeq and is a predicted model, not a curated record. Lineage: Eukaryota; Metazoa; Chordata; Mammalia; Diprotodontia; Phalangeridae. The transcript is spliced from 4 exons. Bases 91 to 357 code for a protein of 88 amino acids. Gene Ontology annotation, biological process: regulation of DNA-templated transcription.